CACGCUCGCACACCACGCACAACGACAUAUAAGCUCCAGCUAUAUCCACCCUCGCUGCGACACCGUAAAACGCUCCUUACCCACACGCAACAGACAGCGCGCGCCGCCACGAUGAACGGAAUCAAGCCCGACCCGGACGUCAAGAUGGAGUCGAAAGACCUCUACAUGGACGACGAAUUCUACGAGGAGGCGGGAGAGCUGACAGUGCCGCCAAAAGACGGCCCACAAAAGGACGUAUGGCUGGCGCGCAUUCCCGCCUGGCUAUAUGAUACAGUCUCGAAAUGGGACGACUUGGCCGAAGGCAACGACAACGACCAGAUCCAGAUUGGAGAAGUUGUCGGCUUCCCAUCUACGAGUGGUAUCGAUCAAUCAAAGCCGAUGCGCGUCUUCCUCAGCGAACGAUGGCGGUCACAGACCAAACUGCCGUCUGCCUUCCAGUUAGACCCUACAAAAACUGCCGACAAUGAUUCAAGCCCGCUGGAUAUGGUGCAGGGCAACCGGGGAGGCUACGGUGCGGCGCAAGAUCAAAAGUCGCGUAUACAGAAGCGCACCAAGUACAAGAAGGCGAUACCCAAGCAGACAGCUCUUCUAGGCCACGCGACACGCAACUACACUGCCAUUCCUCUCGAAACAUCAGAGUAUAAAGCUUUCAGCACCGCCCAGAUGAAGACAGCCAUCCAGGGCAACCAUACCAAAGUCAACAUCACCAAGGAGAACGACGUUACCAACUUCAACACCCUCCAGAAGCGUUUCGAUUCCUUCAUCAAGCCACCCGUCAAGGGCAAAUCGCAACAGAACAAGGCCGCCCGUGUAUCAAGGGAGGAACUCAUCGAUAUGCUGCAUUCUGCUUUCGACGAGUACCAGUACUGGCCUAUGAAGGCCCUCAAGACGCGGACCAAGCAGCCAGAGCAGUUUCUCAAGGAGACCCUCGCCGAGAUUGCACAGCUCGUCCGGUCAGGUCCAUUUGCUAGCAAUUGGCAGCGCCAGCCAAUGUUCAAUACUGAUCGUCAGCUGGGCCAGCAAACAAGCGGGCGGCAGCUCCAGAGGGUCCAGGUGGGAGACGACUCAGAUGGCGAAGAGGAGAUGGAAGAUGUAGUCUAGGACACUAUGAAUGAUAGGGAGACAGCGUUGGGCAGCGAACCUUCGCGCCGUUUGAAAAAGAUAAAACAUUUGAGCCGAAGAAUAGAGCAGAACUGAAGAAGGAAAUUCCAUGCCAGAUGUUUCAGGAAGCAGAAAAGGUUCUGUGGUAGUAAGUUCCGGCAAAUCCGCUUUGCGCUCCGGAACGGUCGUUGAUAACCAUGUUUCCGCCUGGUCAUUACCGACCCAUAGUGGCACAUGAUUAAAUAAAGAUUGAGUACGGCAAUGAUACCCAGCGAUGAGAGAUAGCAAAGAAAUAGAAAUAAUCAAGUUCACUU
Parastagonospora nodorum SN15 is the source of this 1415-nucleotide messenger RNA. RefSeq lists its product as hypothetical. The transcript has 2 exons. Gene Ontology annotation, biological process: transcription initiation at RNA polymerase II promoter; transcription by RNA polymerase II. The record is from RefSeq and is a predicted model, not a curated record. Gene Ontology annotation, cellular component: transcription factor TFIIF complex. Lineage: Eukaryota; Fungi; Ascomycota; Dothideomycetes; Pleosporales; Phaeosphaeriaceae. Bases 112 to 1101 code for a protein of 329 amino acids.